Messenger RNA from Pleuronectes platessa (European plaice), 1625 nucleotides. RefSeq names its product interleukin 12Ba (gene il12ba). The coding region runs from base 389 to 1444 and encodes 351 amino acids. Gene Ontology annotation, molecular function: protein binding. The transcript is spliced from 8 exons. NCBI's taxonomy places the organism in Eukaryota, Metazoa, Chordata, Actinopteri, Pleuronectiformes, Pleuronectidae. The record is from RefSeq and is a predicted model, not a curated record.
GCAUGCGCAACGAGCGGUCCUGAAAGUGAAAUUAGACGCGUCAGUGCCAACAUGAAGGUAAACACACAACGUGAGAUCCAGGUGAAACCAUAGACCGUAAACAGGGACCAGUUGAAAUGUCUAGUAAUAGACGCGUGAGUGUGGUGCGCGGUGUUUUAUGGAACGUGUGGUGCGUCCAUCCGCCGCCAUGUGGAAGUGAGGAUGAAAACUUCUGUGAACAGAAGCCACGUGUGUGCGGUUCGAAAGUGAAGUCUGGACUUUUCUUCUCCAGGCGAUGCGGGGAAGUUUGUUUGUGUGUGUUUGUGGGUGUGGGUGUGUGUGUGCCACUCAUAUAAAAGUCGACCCGAACUGACAGAAGCGCCAUUGGUUCCGGACAUCAGUGAUCAAGAUGAAGUUCUUCACUUGCAGCAUCAUCAUGUCUGUAUUUCUACAACUCUCCAGCCCAAAUCCUCUGGGCUUUUGGACUCUGCUCCCCAACAUUCUGGUUGUGGAGGUGAACGGCGCUCUGGGCCAGCAGCCCCUGAGCUGCCUGGGCUCGCCACAGGACGGGUCGAGGAAAGACAACAAGAGUCAGGACAUUAUUUGGAAGAAGAACGGAGUAGUGGAAGAACAGAGAGGAAACUCGUACUCGGUGGAGCUGGAGGAAAGUAAAGGAGGGGGCAACUACACCUGCCACCGAGAGGACGGAUCACUGGUCAAUCACACUGUGGUUCUGAUCCAGGAAAAGGAAACCGAGUCGAGGAAGAUUGUUGAAAAAAUUAAUCAAGGGGAUUACGUGCAGUGCUUGGCUCAAAAUUACAACGGAGAGUUUCACUGCUCUUGGACGUGGCACAGAAGUCGUGACGCCAAAGUAGCAUUUAUCGAAGUUUGGCGCGGUUCUAACGACGGUGACACCCAGUGUUCUUUGGACACCAGCACCCAGCGCUGGACGUGCUCCUCAGGUCAGAGUAACUUCAGCUGCUCAGUCGAUGAACAUGGACACGGGAUCUCCUGCCGGGACGAGCAGCACUGCCCCUACGCUGAGGAGAGCAAGCGGAUCUUCGUGGCUGUGUACAUGUUGACCGAGGACUUCCUGGUGGAGAACUACUCUCAACAGUUUUACCUGGCAGAGAUAGUGAAACCUGACAUGGUGAAGAUCAGUGAAGUCAACACCACGAUGAUAGAGUGGAGUUACCCGAGCUCCUGGAGCAGUCCCUACUCCUACUUCCCUCUCACGUUCGAGAUAGCACAGCUCAGGCAGGGAUGCAAACAGUGUGGGAACCCCUGCAAGAGAAGAGAAACAUGGACAGUCCAAUCCCCCGACAUCUUACAAAUUACAUUCAAGAACAGGCCCAAGGCUGUGUGUGUCCGAGCAAAGGACGCUCUCUGUGACUCCCAGUGGAGCGAGUGGAGCCACCUCAGAUUGAGGGGAAACGAGAAGAAAAAAACAUUGGCAAUACGGUGAACAAGCGUAACAGAAGAGCGAGGAUCCAAACACUGGACAUUUUUUGACUUUGUUUAGUUUAGUUUAUUUAUAUUAUUUUAUAUAUAACUAUUUAUCCUAUAGUAUAUAAUUAUGUUUUUAAUGUGUAAUUAUAAAUAAUGAAAUAAAGGGAAAUUCAACAUCAUUUGAUUCACAAUCAAAA